CUAUAAAUAGCCCCCCAUCCCACAACCAUUCCUUCACAUCACCACCUUUGGCUUCUUUGAUCCCGUAUUGCUUUUACAACACUACCAUUAGUCCUGCUUUAUCCUCAUGGCCUCUGUUGAGGUCCAACCAGUAACUACUGCACUGCCAGAGGAGAACGCAGAAAAGCAACCAAACGAGGCCAAGGAAGAACCGACGGAGGAAGUGGUCGAAGCACCACCGGCAGCCGUCGAGAAGCCAAAGGAGGAGGCAGCAACCGAUGCUGUGACCAAAGAGGUAGAGACUCCUGUGGAGGUGAAGACCGAGGAGGUGGUGGCCAAGGCCGAGGCAGGGGUACUGGAGGAAUCAGCAGUGGCAGAGAAGACUGAAGAGAAGCCGGCUCAAGAGGUGACAGCUGAGGUUCCCACCGAGGAGUCCGUGGAGACCAAGGCCCUUGAGGAGGCACCGGUGGCUCCUGCCGAGGAGGAGAAGAAGAAAGAGUUGGAGGAGAAGGAGAAAGAGUUGGAGGUGAAGCCAGUUGCGGAGGAAGCGAGCAAGGAAGCUGCAGCUGGGAAGGGUGAGGUGUAGAUGUUCUACCGAGUAUCUGCGUUGAUGAAUGGCUAUUGAUUCGGAUGUAGGUGUUCUUUGGAAUCUGUCUGGGUGUAAGGGUCUCGUAGUAUGAGACGUAUGGACAAUGAUGCAAGGCCCGUGUAGGCCCAAUUUAAAAUUUGUUCUGCGUUCGGGACUUUUAAAGGCCUCGCAUUCAAGUACCUGCUUUU
Messenger RNA from Elaeis guineensis (African oil palm), 756 nucleotides. RefSeq lists its product as uncharacterized. The record is from RefSeq and is a predicted model, not a curated record. Lineage: Eukaryota; Viridiplantae; Streptophyta; Magnoliopsida; Arecales; Arecaceae.